AUGCACAAAUAUGUACGGUCCAUUGUUGCAGCGUUCAUUCUCUUAUACUCCGUCGCUGCCGCCGAACUUGCUUCGAGGAAUUCUGGUCAUUCUCCGCAUGUGGGGAAGCGAAUGCAGGACGGUUUGCACUUGCCCCUGAGCCGGAGGCUUAUUCCUAAACGGAUUACGCUCGGUGCGGACACCGGCGUGGCGGGGCUUGGAGAUUAUUUCGACGUAACGUAUAGUGUCCUUAUAGACAUUGGCGGCACAUCCUUGCCUGUCGUCCUAGACACGGGUUCCUCAGACCUGUGGGUACUGUCCAACAUAUGUCAGGGAACAUGCUCCUCAGCAAAUACGACUCUUUACCCACCGAACACGUUCCACGAUAUAGGCCUAGAUGCCGCCCUAGUGUACGGCGAUUCGAAGACCGGUACGUAUGCGAGAGGGAUUGUUGGAUAUGAUGCGGUGUCGCUGGCUGGUCUCACUUUGCAAGAUCAGUAUUUCGCGGCGAUCAAUGAUACCAAUACAUCCGUGGCGCAGACCAGGUGCUCUGGGAUCUUUGGGCUUGGGUUUCCUCUCAACAGUGUGAUCUGGACCGAUGUGUUCCUGAACCAACGUCAGGUUUCGAGGCGACGCAGUCUUUAUCGUGGUGCAGUUUCCCGUAUCGCUGCUAUGCGGAGAAAUUAUGCAAUUCGCUGGUUUGACAAGUCCUUCCUUGGAAUUUCCUCGUCUCGAUAUACCGAUCCUCCCUCUUACCAAUCCAUGCCUCAGCAGAAACGUCAGGUGACGACCUCUUCCACUAUCAUUUCUUCUUUCAGUGUAUCCGGUCCAUUCAUCCCUCGCCUUGUUUCGCUCGGAGGGCUUGCGUCUCCCAUGUUCGCGAUUGCUCUGCAGCGGGACACCAUCGAAAUCGGAGGGAACGAAGGCAUGCUUUCCAUAGGUGGACUGCCACCUGGGGUCCAAAAUGAGAGUCUGACAUGGGUUUCUGUGCGUAAAUAUACGCUUCAACAAGACGGUUUGCCCCAAGGUUCUUCUCUCGAGUCAUAUCCCAUUGCUUGGGAGAUUCCAGUAGAUGAUGUCUUUCUUGACGGCGUGAAACUUCCGCGGUCACAGUUGACUUCUAGUAAUAUCUCAUUGUCAGCGCUAAUUGACACAGGAAAUUCUUUGAUUCGUGGUCCUCCUGAUGUCAUUUCGUACAUCCAGAACAUGCUGGGGGGACCUUAUUUCGCCUGUUCAUUUCCUCAUACACUGGCAUUCCAGAUUGGUGGUCGCAUGUUUCCUGUAGACCCAAGAGACUUCAUCAACCAGGUGCGCUCCGGAAACGUACAAGUGUGUGGGGCAAAUCUUGCACAGACUGAUGUGCCUGUUCUCGGCGGGGGUGGAUACCUGUAUAGCUGGAGUCUAGGGGAUCCGUUUCUGAAAGGGUUUGUUGUCCCAGAUCACUCAUCUAUUGCUAGGGUGCUCGCAGCGUUCUAUUAUGGCUCUUUCACGGGACUUUUGCAAGACCCUCCGCGGAUUGGGUUCCUGUCUACUGUUCCUUCUGAUGCUGGCCAACGCUUAGAGGAUGCUGUCUUGGCAGCAUCCGCAGAGCAGUAUGAUCUUCCUGGAACUAAUGUGCUUCCGCCAUCUUCCUUUUAUUCUCCAUUGAGCACUGGAAUCGGGGGGAUCCCUAUGGCAUCUCCUCUUUCCGGAUCUGUUCAUAAUGUGGGCGGAAGCAACCAAGCUGGGCAAGCAAGUGGUGCACGGGACGACAUGCAGAAUGCUCGCAUGAACGUUAUAUUUAGUCUACCAAUGAAAAGAUUCCACGGCUUUCUACCCGCUAUUGGUCUUCCUAGGACGUGGGACUGGAUCGAUGACAGGCUGUCUUCAUGGACAGAUUCCUUCAAACCAUAUCCCAUUCACGCAAGCGAGCCGGCCGCAUCCUAUGAUAUCCCUGAAUCGAUGCUUGACCUUCUUGUUUCAAGAACUGCCUCAUCGCCAAGACCAUUUCGUUUCCCACAGCAAGUUCUGGCAUAUGCAUACCUUCCGAGGACCGAUCAAUGUCCGCUCACCAUUAUGGUUUCGACUUCUGUCGAAGUCGCCAAUGAUCAGGGUCGCUACCAAGGCGUUCCUGGCCUAGUGUACCCAUCCGAUCCAGUUCGUGGUCGAAGGGAGAACACGACCAAAAGGAUCGGCGUUGACGUGGGCAAGACUCGGACACGAAGAUCUGCUUGA
This is a messenger RNA of Suillus bovinus, 2193 nucleotides long. Its product is annotated as aspartic peptidase domain-containing protein. The record is from RefSeq and is a predicted model, not a curated record. The transcript is spliced from 13 exons. Gene Ontology annotation, biological process: proteolysis. Lineage: Eukaryota; Fungi; Basidiomycota; Agaricomycetes; Boletales; Suillaceae. Gene Ontology annotation, molecular function: aspartic-type endopeptidase activity. The coding region runs from base 1 to 2193 and encodes 730 amino acids.